This is a messenger RNA of Archocentrus centrarchus (flier cichlid), 828 nucleotides long. Its product is annotated as zinc finger protein 239-like. The annotation marks the transcript as partial. The record is from RefSeq and is a predicted model, not a curated record. Gene Ontology annotation, cellular component: nucleus. Gene Ontology annotation, molecular function: DNA-binding transcription factor activity, RNA polymerase II-specific. The transcript has 2 exons. Gene Ontology annotation, biological process: regulation of transcription by RNA polymerase II. Lineage: Eukaryota; Metazoa; Chordata; Actinopteri; Cichliformes; Cichlidae.
GAAACAAUGAGUUCAACCCAACAGGACCAACAUGGAGCGAGAAGUCAGCGCUCUGAGGAGGCUGACAAACCUCACAGAAGGAAGGGAGGAAAAAAAUACACCUGUGAUCAGUGUGGGAAGGAUUUUACCUGGAAGUGUAAGCUAAAAAGACAUCAAAUGAUCCACACUGGAGAGAAGCUGUUCAGCUGUGACUUGUGUGGAAAGUCUUUUACCCAGGCUGGAAGCUUAAAAACACACCAACUCAUCCACAGUGGAGAGAAGCCGUACAGCUGUGAUCAGUGUGGCAGAGCUUUCACUCAGAGUAGCAGCUUAAAGAAUCAUCAAGUUACCCACUCUGGAAUUAAGGCAUACAGCUGUGACUAUUGUGGAAAAACUUUCAGUCAGCUAAGGUACAGAAAUAGACACCUACACUUUCACACUGGACAUGAUGUGUACUGCUGUGAUCAGUGUGGAAAAUCUUUUACCCAGGCUGGAAGCUUAAAAAGACAUCAAGUCAUCCACACUGGAGAGAAGCCGUAUAGCUGUGACUUGUGUGGAAAGUCUUUUACCCAGGCUGGAAGCUUAAAAACACACCAACUCAUCCACAGUGGAGAGAAGCCGUACAGCUGUGAUCAGUGUGGCAGAGCUUUCACUCAGAGUAGCAGCUUAAAGAAUCAUCAAGUUAGUCACUCUGGAAUUAAGGCAUACAGCUGUGACUAUUGUGGAAAAACUUUCAGUCACAUAGGGAACAGAAAUACACACCUACGCAUUCACACUGGACAUGAUGUGUACAGCUGUGAUCAGUGUGGCAAAAAGUUUGGAACAGACUCACAGUUACAACGCCACAUG